This is a messenger RNA of Anolis sagrei ordinatus, 420 nucleotides long. The record is from RefSeq and is a predicted model, not a curated record. NCBI's taxonomy places the organism in Eukaryota, Metazoa, Chordata, Lepidosauria, Squamata, Anolidae.
AUGACGAACACGCUGGGCCUGUGCUGCUGGACUUUCGUGCUGCUGGCCGUGCUGGGCUCGGGGUGGAGUGGCCCUCUGGCCGGGAGCCCCCCUGGGCAAGAGCUACAAGCCCUGCAGGACCUUUUGGCACGGCUGGAGGCGCAUUUUGGCCAGGAGGAGACGGGCGCAGAGGCUGUUGAAGCGGACGCCUCGGAGCCGGACCCAAGCGACGACUUGGAGGAGGCCCUUCCUCCCAGCCUGAUGGGAACUGUAGUCCCGCUGCCCGAGGCCGAGGCCCAAUGGAGGCGGUUCUUCGCUUCGCCCAAAAGGAGGCGCUAUUUUGCCGGGUGCUUUGGAUCUCGGCUGGAACGGAUCGGGACCCAGACCGGGCUCGGCUGCAACGUCUACAAACCCCGUUUGAGGAGAAAACCCCGGAGUUGA